This is a messenger RNA of Leopardus geoffroyi (Geoffroy's cat), 5903 nucleotides long. RefSeq names its product chloride voltage-gated channel 4 (gene CLCN4). Gene Ontology annotation, cellular component: early endosome; Golgi apparatus; synaptic vesicle. The transcript is spliced from 14 exons. Gene Ontology annotation, molecular function: voltage-gated chloride channel activity. The record is from RefSeq and is a predicted model, not a curated record. NCBI's taxonomy places the organism in Eukaryota, Metazoa, Chordata, Mammalia, Carnivora, Felidae. Gene Ontology annotation, biological process: transmembrane transport; chloride transport. The coding region runs from base 487 to 2838 and encodes 783 amino acids.
UGGGGCCGCCCUGGGCGCCUGGGGCUGAAAUCGACAUUUGCCUCUGGCAGGAAAGUGAGCCUGUCAGACUCUGUCUCGGUUAGACCCUCCACCCACGGGAACGGGGGAUUUCGGUAGCCUUUUAACUUUCUAUCUCAGGAACCAGAAAGCCCAAGAAUGUGAUAAAAAUUAAAAAGCGUGAAAUAGUGAGUUCUUGUGAAUUCACUCCUUCAUGUCUGAGAGAUCAAAUUCCUUGCCAGAAGAUUUAAGAAAACACGGCCGGUGAAAGGCCAGGCAAGCUGCGCACGUCCAGCAAACUGCCCAGAGGGGAGGCCCCGGAGCGGGGCUUCCCGGCCCCCUGCUCCUCACCUCCGGGGACUUCCAGGUCUUCCUCGCCCCCCACCCUCUCCCCGCCUCGCCCCGAGGGCGUCACGUGGCGGCGUGGGACCCGCCUCCGGUGACGUCACCGCGCUCGCAGCCGUCGCGCUGAAGAAAGGAUGCUCUAGGAUGCUGUGCAGGUGGGCGGCCGGACGCGCCAUGCGGCACUGCAGGUUCUCUCUCCCAGGUGUAACUAGCAUGGUCAAUGCAGGAGCGAUGAGUGGUUCUGGAAACCUGAUGGAUUUCCUCGAUGAGCCAUUCCCUGAUGUGGGGACAUAUGAGGACUUCCACACCAUCGACUGGCUAAGGGAAAAGUCACGGGACACCGACAGACACAGAAAGAUCACCAGCAAAAGCAAGGAGUCCAUAUGGGAGUUCAUCAAGAGUCUGCUGGACGCCUGGUCAGGAUGGGUGGUGAUGCUGCUCAUUGGCCUGCUGGCGGGCACCUUGGCUGGGGUCAUCGAUCUCGCCGUCGACUGGAUGACCGACUUGAAGGAGGGGGUCUGUCUGUCUGCCUUCUGGUACAGCCACGAGCAGUGCUGCUGGACGUCCAACGAGACCACUUUUGAGGACAGGGACAAGUGUCCCCUGUGGCAGAAAUGGUCGGAGCUGCUGGUGAACCAGUCAGAGGGCGCCAGUGCUUACAUUCUGAAUUACCUAAUGUACAUCCUGUGGGCAUUGCUGUUUGCGUUUUUGGCCGUCUCCCUGGUGCGUGUGUUUGCACCAUACGCCUGUGGCUCGGGUAUACCAGAGAUAAAGACCAUUUUGAGCGGCUUCAUCAUCAGGGGCUACUUGGGGAAGUGGACCCUGCUGAUCAAGACUGUCACCCUGGUGCUGGUGGUGUCCUCGGGCCUGAGCCUCGGGAAAGAAGGGCCGCUGGUGCACGUGGCCUGUUGCUGUGGCAACUUCUUCAGCAGCCUUUUCUCCAAGUACAGCAAGAACGAGGGCAAGAGGCGCGAGGUGCUCUCGGCUGCCGCCGCUGCUGGAGUUUCCGUUGCCUUUGGGGCUCCAAUAGGAGGUGUGCUUUUCAGCCUCGAGGAGGUCAGUUACUACUUUCCCCUGAAGACCUUGUGGAGGUCCUUUUUCGCGGCCCUGGUGGCGGCCUUCACGCUGCGAUCCAUCAAUCCCUUUGGGAACAGCCGCCUUGUUCUCUUUUACGUGGAGUAUCACACGCCCUGGUACAUGGCCGAGCUCUUCCCCUUCAUCCUGCUCGGGGUCUUUGGGGGCUUGUGGGGAACGCUCUUCAUCCGCGGCAACAUCGCCUGGUGCAGGAGGCGCAAGACCACCAAGCUGGGCAAGUACCCGGUGCUGGAGGUCAUCGUGGUGACCGCCGUCACCGCCAUCAUCGCCUACCCGAACCCGUACACGCGCCGGAGCACGAGCGAGCUCAUUUCCGAGCUGUUCAAUGACUGCGGGGCCCUCGAGUCCUCCCAGCUGUGUGACUACAUCAACGACCCGAACAUGACGCGUCCCGUGGACGACAUCCCGGACCGGCCGGCCGGGGUGGGGGUUUACACAGCCAUGUGGCAGCUGGCCCUGGCACUGGUCUUCAAAAUCGUCAUUACCAUCUUUACCUUCGGCAUGAAGAUCCCGUCGGGUCUCUUCAUCCCCAGCAUGGCUGUGGGCGCCAUGGCGGGCAGGAUGGUGGGAAUCGGCGUGGAGCAGCUGGCUUACCAUCACCACGACUGGAUCGUCUUCAGGAACUGGUGCAGGCCCGGAGCGGACUGCGUCACCCCCGGACUUUACGCAAUGGUGGGAGCCGCCGCCUGUCUAGGCGGGGUUACCAGGAUGACGGUGUCGUUGGUGGUCAUCAUGUUUGAAUUAACGGGUGGCCUAGAGUACAUUGUGCCCUUGAUGGCGGCAGCCGUGACCAGCAAGUGGGUGGCCGAUGCCUUUGGGAAAGAAGGCAUCUACGAGGCUCAUAUCCACUUAAACGGGUACCCGUUUCUGGACGUGAAGGAUGAGUUCACCCAUCGCACGCUGGCCACUGACGUCAUGCGGCCACGGCGUGGAGAGCCACCUCUGUCCGUGCUCACCCAGGACAGCAUGACCGUGGAGGACGUGGAGACGCUCAUCAAGGAGACCGACUACAACGGCUUCCCGGUGGUGGUCUCCAGGGACUCCGAGCGCCUCAUCGGAUUUGCCCAGAGGAGGGAGCUGAUUCUUGCAAUAAAGAACGCCAGACAGAGGCAGGAGGGCAUCGUGAGCAACUCCAUCAUGUAUUUCACGGAGGAGCCACCCGAGCUGCCGGCCAACAGCCCGCACCCCCUGAAGCUGCGGCGCGUCCUAAACCUCAGCCCGUUCACGGUCACGGACCAUACCCCCAUGGAGACGGUGGUGGACAUCUUCCGGAAACUGGGGCUCCGGCAGUGCCUGGUGACGCGCAGCGGGAGACUUCUUGGCAUCAUCACGAAAAAGGAUGUUUUGAGACAUAUGGCCCAGAUGGCAAACCAGGACCCUGAAUCCAUCAUGUUUAAUUAGAAACAAGGUGGCAUUUAUUUUGAGAGAAACACAACUGUGUCAUUUUAAAAAAAAUAAACAAAUGAUACGUUAUUAUCCUAAUGAACGAUUAUACGCUAGGGGCAGUGGAAACAAAAGCUUUGUUUGAACGAAAGGAGGAUAAAACCUGGUGUGUGUGUGUUUUUUUUUAAAGACAUCCACGAGUAGGCAUUUUAUAGCUUUAACCCCUUAUGAGUUUCCAGCUGUGUUUCUUAAUGAGUUUAUUAACUGCCGUGGGAGCAUGUGGGUGGGUGUAAACGAUGUGGUUUGUACAAGGACACAGAACACAAAUGCUGAGUCAAGAAACGCUUGCCCCUUCUGUUUAAGGCUGUUGGGGAAGCUUUGAGUCUAAGAGGCCAAGGGGUAUUGGCCUGUCAGCAUCUUUAUUUAUUGGUUCCCGAAGUGUUGCUGCUAUUUUACUGAAUUGGAUCAAAGAUGUUUGCACUUACUUUGUCGGAAAAGAAAAAGAAAUUAAAUUUGAACCGAGUGAAAGCUGCACGAAUGCCAGUGGGCUCACUUCGUGACCAUCCCGUUGUCUUCCUCCUGCUCUCAUCUGUCUGUGCACCAACAUCCGGGGGCUUCUGCUCCGCUGACUAUGAGAAACCCUUUCUCGGUGCAACACCAGCAUCUCGGGACCACACCGUGAACUCACUGCUCGAGCGUUUAGUGCUACGCGUGUUUCCUCCCGCACGAAGGGCCUCGCCGCGAUUUUGAGGGUGGUUUCGCGUCCCUGUUGUAUGUACCUCACUUGUUGAUCGCCGUGGCCUGUGCAUUCUUAAAUAUUGAUCAGUCCGGCACUUUCCACGGGCCAUAUCCUGUAUGCUGCCAGCUUGCCGUAAGCGUGCUUCAAUUUCCAGAUAGCGUACGUGAGAGUCAAAGCCGGCCACCCAGUGUUACUACUUAUUUUUCCUCUCAGCUCUUAUUAAAUACGGCUGCAGGGAGGGUGAGGCAUACGAAGUCUCAGUGGGAACUCCUCCAAAUGGAUUGCGAGAGAAAUGCUAAAUUGAUUCUAAAUCUGUUCCAUUAUCUUCUCUGUAGGAUGCAUAACGUGCGGCUCUAAUGUCUGAGCGCGCGCUUUCAUGCUCGCAGUCAAAGCACAGAAGGGCAGAGUUAAAUUGGAGACCGCCACUUGGAGCACUGGGCACCUUCGUGUUGAACUUAACGGUGCAUUUGUCCCUUUAGUCGGGACUCGGCUCUUUUCUGUGAGAAGGAACCGAGCUGCGGUUCCGGUCCGCUGUGGCACCGGUGUGAGUACGUCCGCCCCCGGGAGCCUGUCACGUGUGUCCCCGUUCCCCCCCUUCUCACCGAGUGGCCCGCGCCCUUUGCGAUCUCGGUCUCGGAUAUUGACGUGCCAGGUGUGUGUCUGGCGGCCAGAGAGAAAUCCCACGAACGGUGACGAGCUGAACGAGAAACCGGGGGUCGGGCACUCUCGCGUGUCUCCACAUUACCACCCAGCAGCCGUACGCUUUGCUAUUGUUGUCUGCCGUCCUUCGUCCUCUGGCUUGUGGCCUCAGAGUCACAGGCCGGGCUCUCUGUUACCCGGCUGCCAGCCAGGCCGUCGGCUUCCUAGGCACGAAGCGGGAGGAGGAGACACGUAGCAAGGUGUGAUGCCUGUGCCCAGGAAGCAGAACUUGCCCACAGGUGCCCAGCUGAUGUCCAUUGGCCGGACUUUGGUCCCGUGACUCCCCCUGGCGGCACGUGAGUGUGGGAAGGAGAAGUUUUAGUGAGGCCUGGUACUCUCUGAAUGAACUUUGGAUUCUUCCAACAAGGAAGAGGGACUGGUCCUUGGGAGGGAAGAUGUCCCCUGGAUUGGAUGCCAUCAUCAUGUCUCUGUUGGUGUCCUCCCUGUCCUCCUUUCUUUCUUGCCACACCCUCCAGACAUUCUCCUACUCACCGAGCGGUUCCCCACCCCUUCUCUCAGAUCUGACCUAGAACUCCCAAUCGGAAGCCAUCAUUUCUCAGCCCUCGUAAAAAUGCUCAUCUUGUAUAAAAACCUAGCGACUAGCGGGUUUCUGUGAAACUUCUGGUUGAUACAAGAAAAUGGACUGCUGUGUCCUCUGGGUUCAAAAAAGUGAAGUCAGAUCGUGCUGACAAACACUGGAAAAUUUGUUUCUGUGAUCGCUUGGCCCCCUCCAGAAUGAUAUCAAAUAGCCACUUCAGUGUGGAAACACUGGUCAGUACUAGAGAAUUUGAUCUUGGUGUCCCGUUCACGGCACGUUAAGUGUCGAGUCACAGAUCCCAAUAUUAGUGUUGUUACUGGGGUUUCCAUGGAGCGUGUGCAAGUGAAGCUGGGUUCUCCUGGACUUGAAAUCCUACGAGGUCUUAAAGAUUGCUUCCUGUAGUUCCCGCUAACUCCCGCGUGGCCUCCCGAAAGAGUGUUAGUCACAGCCUGGAUUUGUAUAAUCCAGAAAGCCCCUUCAGCUAAAACAGGGAGCUUCAAAAGGGAACACGAAACCGUGAACGGAUAGCCAAAGGGCAGUGAAACCACAGAACUUCUUCCUCCUCCAGAUGAGGCCAUAGAGGGAUGAAGGGAUAGUUUACUCCAGGCCAGGGUCACCAAGCCGGGGUGGGGGGGGGGGGCGAUGUUGUGCUCUGUCCUCCCAGGCCUUAGUGUAGAAGAGGUCUGCAAAUUCACGGCAGACAGUUGGGAGUGUUACUUUGACUCAAAUAGCCUUGUUUUCCUUCGUGAGUUGAACCUCUGAUUUGUCGUGGGGUUCAGGCUCUUGGCAACAGAAGGCCAUGGUCAGACAGGCAGGUGAAGGUCAAGGGUGGGAGAGUUUGCAGCGGGGCUGCCAGAGCUGGUUGCCUUCCUCCCGUGGAGCCCGAAGUCCCCUGUGCGGUCCACUCGCCUGCUGGCCCCGGGCUCUCACACAAACUCCAGGGGGAGCAGGCUUCCGAGCUGUUUGUCAGUCUUUCUUGUAAAAGUACGCGGGUCGGGAUUCUGAAGGGAUUUGCUGUAGCCAAAUGUAGAACCUUGUCUAUCUGGCGAUCUGAUGAGCGGGAAGAGUACAACUGGGAUGUGGAAGUAAAAUAAACAUUUCUUAGAA